GAGACAUACCCUCUCUCGCGCACGCGCGUCAACAUGAGCGGCUUCACAAAGUUCCGCGCAGGCCUCACGGCCGCGGGCUGCGCCGCCAUCAUCUUCACCGGCGCCACCUACGGCGCCGGCCUCAAGACACAGAAGGAAUGGAAAGAGGAGAGGAAAAGCUUUUGGGAUUCUCCGUACGAUGAGCAAAUAUCCCUCCUUCUAGGUCAGCGCGGCCGCCUGGUCACGGAGCGCCGCAACUGGGAGAGGAAGCUCACGUACCUGGAGGAGAGGAUAGUGGAGAGGGCCCUGAAGAAGCCCGAGAGCUGACCGUAAUCGGACGGAGUGUUCUGUUCAAGCCUGUCAUCUCCGCAGCCAUGAAAUGGACGGCGUCGAGACCUAGACAGAAUCUCGUCACGACGCUCGAUCUGUCUGGUUUGUGAGUGCUGACCAUCGCCUUCGUUUACGUGAUGCCUCGCCCAGACAGUAGCGAGCGCCGGGAUGUCAUCACGAGGCAAGCAAGCCGCAAAACCUCCCUUCACAUUUUUUUUGCCGUCAUCGGAUUACCGCCUCACGGUACUCGCUCCAUGCAUCACUUGCACGUCAAUGUGAUCAUGUUUGUAGCAAUCAUCAUAUGUGUAAUGAACUGCAGCCAUUACAUUCAUCAAUCCGUCUGUCUAUGCCCCAGUGCUUUAUCCCUGUGCGAAUGGCUUGCUUUGAAUGCCUCCCAUAACCUUGUUACCGCUCGAAAACGCCAAGUCGAUGCUCCCGACAGACUUUGCC
Molecule: messenger RNA, 759 nt
Organism: Colletotrichum destructivum
Lineage: Eukaryota; Fungi; Ascomycota; Sordariomycetes; Glomerellales; Glomerellaceae
Exons: 2
Coding region: 34-306 (90 amino acids)
Source: RefSeq, a predicted model, not a curated record